AUGAUCAUAAAUUAUAAUAUGUUCAUAAGAUUUGAAAUAUAUCUCUAUUUGAUUAACUUCAGUAUCAAAGUUUAUAAAGACUAUAAUUAUGGAUUAUCAAAUGGCAAUAUAAACUAAUAGAAGCGACUAAAAAAUUACAGUUUUUAUAUUAAGGAUUAAUCUAUCAGUUAAUACGAAUUCAAAUUUUUAAAUUAAUUGGAUUUUCUAGAGAAGAUGAUUUUAGUAAUUAAAUAGAUCCUAAAGCAGAAUUCUAUGUCAAAAAAUAAUUCCUAAAAAAUGGAAGGAAUUGAUCCAUAUUUUAUACUCAAUAAAAUACCAAGAUACCCCAUCUCUAUCUUCAAUGCAAUUCUAAUAAUUUUAAUUUAAUUAUUUUGA
Molecule: messenger RNA, 375 nt
Organism: Paramecium sonneborni
Lineage: Eukaryota; Ciliophora; Oligohymenophorea; Peniculida; Parameciidae
Source: the annotation of a GenBank genome assembly